AUGGCAUGGCCUGCACAAAUGGUGGUUGAACCAGGAGACGAGAUCUCGGGUCUGCCUGAAGAGGGGAACGGCCAACCAGCACCAACGGGCACCAGAACAGGACCGGCUUCUUCCCUGGAGAACCAGGAGGGCAGGGGGCAGCAGGGGUUCGAGGGUCCCGAGAAGACUCUUGAGAUCGAGUUCGAGCCGGACGUUGGGCACGAGGAAGGUCUCAGGGCCAUCAGGAGGGAGCAGUGGGAUGCCAUACUGGAGCAGGCGCAGUGCCACAUCCUGCACCAGCGAGGAAACGACCACUUCGACUCGUACGUGCUGUCGGAGAGCAGCCUCUUCGUUUACAAGAGCAAGCUCGUGCUCAAGACCUGUGGCACCACCACCCUCCUAAGGUGUCUACCGCUACUGACGGUGGUAUCGAAGAACUACGGGCUGAACCUGGAGUGGAUAGGGUACUCGAGGAAGAACUUCACGUUUCCAACGGAUCAGACCUACCCGCACACCUCAUUCGCGGAAGAGGUGGAUUUCCUUCAGGGGAUGUUCUCGGGCUCUGCCUACGUGCACGGGCCUUUGAACAGCGACCACUGGUACACGUAUGUGGCCGACGACUGCAAGAAGUCAACCAAUGCGGCUGCCGACAGGACCCUGAACAUGAUGAUGUACGACCUGGAGCCGGAGGUGGCUCAAAACUUCUACAAGACGGACAAAAUCCAAACCGGCGAAGACGUGUCGUCGCGAUCAGGAAUAAAGAGCGUGCUGCCAAACGCAGCCUUGCAGGACCACCUGUUCGAGCCGUGCGGGUACAGCAUGAACGCGCUCGAAGGCCAAGCUUACUACACCGUUCACGUGACCCCUGAGCCCGACUUCAGCUACGCCUCCUUCGAGACGAACGUGCGCUUGCCGGACUACGAUGCCCUCGUGAGAGGGGUUUUGGAGGUGUUUCGACCAAGGAAGUUCACCAUGACACUUUUCGGGGAAGAUUCGGGGAUAGAGGACAUCAAACAGAGUCCGUUCGACUACUCGGAUAUCGCCUGCGGUCCCACAAGCGCUAGCUCCACCAGCGCGCGCUACGAGCGAACGCUCAAGACGACCACCAACUUCUCUGGAGACUACUUUAGUCAGAUGGGGAACUGGGUGAGGGAACAGUCGGCGGCGGCGGCGGCGACGCCAACAUGAUCCCAGCCAGCUGUACGAGACCAGCCCGAGGUCUUUGGCGCUGGUAUGAGCACUUAACUCUGUAGCCGGUAGUGUAGUAGCCACCUGCGGUUGUCUUGGAUGUCAGAGACGGACAGGGGGGAGCUUAACUCGCUCCUGCCCUACAAGUACAAGGUAGGGAUCCGAAGGGCGGUGCGAUGAUAAAAUGUUAGUUUCCGUGUGGGCAGCUUCGAAAAAAGGUUACCCGAGCCUAACGGGGUUCCGAUAGUUGAUCCGACUGAAAGCCUUUCCCAAGCGGUGCUCCGCAUGCUUCAAAGUUGCGAUGGCGUGAGGGGACGGAUUUUUGUCGCAUCCCAGUGGUCCAUUAGACCUUGAUCGUCGUGUGCAUGCGGUGAAGGGUGGCAAUAUAGCUUGGGGUAUGUAGGUCCUGCAAUCGGUACACUAGCAUACCUUUAGAGCCAACUGCCGUGCCUGUCUCAGUUUUGGGGGGGGAGAAAAUCCCUCAAGAAGGCGUGCCUGUGUGCGGGAGACACGCAUAACCGUUGUUGCAUACGCACAGGAUGCUUGUACGCCCGGUAGUAGCGAUGCCGAACGGCAGCAGUGCUGGUGUUGAUGUUUCAAGGGCGACUUCUCUUGAGGUAGAGGACGCUUGCGACUUCGUUGCUGAUCACUUGCUGGCCUCUUGAGCCUGCUGGCGCAAGGCUGGCUCUCUAGGGAAGGCGUCUGGUGCGUAUCGCCACUCAUCUCUCCGUCUUUUUAUGAUAAGUGUCUGGCCGGGUGGUGUCAUGCAGUAAGCAACCUUUGCAUUCCCGAAAAUUUUGCGCACCACGCGAUUGCCUGUGUAAGGGUCGUCUGUGUGUGUGUGUGUGUGUGUGCCUGUUAC
Molecule: messenger RNA, 2029 nt
Organism: Ectocarpus siliculosus
Lineage: Eukaryota; Phaeophyceae; Ectocarpales; Ectocarpaceae
Source: the annotation of a GenBank genome assembly